Molecule: messenger RNA, 2153 nt
Organism: Arachis ipaensis
Lineage: Eukaryota; Viridiplantae; Streptophyta; Magnoliopsida; Fabales; Fabaceae
Product: mitogen-activated protein kinase 9
Biological process (GO): protein phosphorylation
Molecular function (GO): MAP kinase activity; ATP binding
Source: RefSeq, a predicted model, not a curated record
UCCAAGUAAGAGAGAGAAGGAGAAAUGGUGGAUUGGAGUGGCAGAGUAUUCUAAGCGAAGUAGACAGGAUGGGUGGUGGUGGUGGUGGAACGCUCGUGGAAGGGAUUCGACGCUUAUUCCAAAGACGUGCUUCUUCAGCUAUUAAAGGGGACGAUCGUAUUAUUAUCGAUAAUAAUAAUAAUAAUAAUAACAAUAAUAAUAAUAAUAGGAGCGAUGUGUUGUUGGUGAGAGAUUUGCGGGCACAAUUGGCCUCUAUUCCCACUAGCAAUCAAGAAACUGAACUCACCAUUGACGAUGACUUUGAUAUCUCUGGAUUGAAGCCCCUCAAAGUCCCUACCCAGAUCUUCUUCAAACACUCUUCCAUGGAUCCCCACAAAAAGGGUUCUGCAGAAGCUGAGUUUUUCACUGAGUAUGGAGAGGCAAGCCGAUACCAAAUCCACGAAGUCAUCGGGAAAGGAAGUUAUGGCGUCGUGGGCUCUGCCCUCGACACUCAUACUGGGGAAAAAGUUGCAAUCAAGAAAAUCAAUGAUGUUUUUGAACAUGUAUCGGAUGCUACAAGAAUCUUAAGAGAAAUUAAGCUCCUGCGCUUGCUUCGCCAUCCUGAUAUAGUAGAAAUUAAACAUGUUAUGCUUCCUCCUUCCCGUCGAGAGUUCAAGGAUAUCUACGUCGUCUUUGAGUUGAUGGAAUCUGACCUUCAUCAAGUAAUCAAGGCAAACGAUGAUCUUACACCUGAGCAUCACCAAUUUUUCUUGUACCAACUUCUUCGAGGCCUCAAAUAUAUACAUACAGCAAAUGUUUUUCAUCGUGACUUAAAGCCCAAAAAUAUUCUCGCCAAUGCUGAUUGCAAACUAAAGAUAUGUGAUUUUGGACUUGCUCGAGUUUCUUUUAAUGAUGCUCCAUCAGCUAUAUUCUGGACUGACUAUGUUGCAACUCGGUGGUACCGGGCACCUGAAUUAUGUGGUUCUUUUUUCUCUAAAUAUACCCCCGCAAUUGAUAUCUGGAGCAUUGGAUGCAUAUUUGCAGAAAUGCUCAAUGGAAAGCCAUUGUUUCCGGGUAAAAAUGUGGUGCACCAAUUGGAUCUCAUGACCGAUUUGCUUGGCAGUCCUCCACCUGAGUCCAUUGCAAGGAUUCGAAAUGAGAAAGCUAGAAGAUAUCUUAGUGGCAUGCGAAAGAAGCAACGAGUUCCGUUAUCUCAAAAAUUUCCAACUUCAGAUCCAUUGGCUCUUCGAUUACUGGAGCGCUUACUUGCAUUUGAUCCUAAAGAUCGUCCAACAGCUGAAGAGGCUUUAUCCGAUCCUUAUUUUCGAGGAUUGUCGAAUGUGGAUCGUGAGCCAUCCACUCAACCCAUUUCAAAACUUGAGUUUGAGUUUGAGAGAAGGAAAUUGACCAAAGAUGAUGUUAGAGAGUUGAUUUAUCGAGAGAUUUUGGAGUAUCAUCCCCAGAUGCUCCAGGAAUAUCUUCGUGGAGGAGAACAAACCAGCUUCAUGUAUCCAAGUGGGGUUGAUCGGUUCAAGCGACAGUUUGCACAUCUUGAGGAACAUUAUGGCAAGGGUGAGCGAAGCACUCCUUUGCAGAGACAGCAUGCCUCCUUACCCAGAGAGCGAGUUUGUGUUCCAAAGGAUGAGAAAAACAAAAAUGAUGAAAGACCCAGCGGUUCAAAUUUGUCUAAUCCUCGAGAGUCUGAUGCUGCUGGAAACACCAAUGCAGAAAAUGGGCCCUCAAAGCCAAACAACAGCACACGUUGCCUCUUGAAAAGUGCCAGCAUUAGCGGUUCAAGGAGUUAUGAGAAACCAAGUAAAGAACCAGAGGAGGAACCAAUCGCGGAGGUCAAUGAGGAUAUGGUAGAUGGAUUGACAGAGAAAGUUGCUGCUAUAAAUGUUUAGAUAGGCAUCUUCCUUCCCCGUCAACUUGUGUUGUGAUCUCGAAAACAAGCGAUGUGAAUUACUACUACUGAUCUGUAGUGGAGUAUUUAUACAUGUAUGAAAAUGCAUUGUGUACUAUCCAUGAUUUAUUAUAAAACUUCGGGAAUGGGCAGUUCUAGUUAUGUUAGUUUCUUUCUUGUAACAUUAGCAAAACCUGCCCCUCAAUUGGCUUCGCAUGUCUUGUAAGGUUAGGUUCCAGAUACAAUAUACAAAACGUUGAUGUUCGAGAAA